Rhipicephalus sanguineus (brown dog tick) is the source of this 3385-nucleotide messenger RNA. It is a transcript of the gene CalpC, whose product is annotated as calpain-C-like. The record is from RefSeq and is a predicted model, not a curated record. Gene Ontology annotation, biological process: proteolysis. Gene Ontology annotation, cellular component: cytoplasm. Gene Ontology annotation, molecular function: calcium-dependent cysteine-type endopeptidase activity. Lineage: Eukaryota; Metazoa; Arthropoda; Arachnida; Ixodida; Ixodidae.
UCUCGGAGCAGAGAGCGACCGUCCAGAGCAGCCGAGUCAGUCGGGGACUGCCGAACGGACAACCCAGCAAGGGCCCUCUGCAGGCGUGAUGGUUUCGGCGUGCGUGCAGCGACCGGGUCGACGCGUUCGCCGGAUUCUCUGCUGAGCGGGCUUCUUCUGAUCUGACCUGUCGGCUAGGGCGUCAGUGUUCGCGCGCCCGCACUUUGUUGAAGGCCAACUUCGGAGGACCUAUUCGUGUCAUUUGCCUAUUCGGUGCCCCCCACGUGAGUUCGUCGUUCCCAAAAAGAGCGGUCGGUGCAGGUGCCCGAACCGAGCGCGGCGAAGACCUCUGCUCGAGAUCGGAUAAGCUCGACAAGCGCCGGGCUUGUGCCCAGAGGGAGAAAACGUGUGCUGUGUGCGAAGUUGCGAUCGCUCGCUUCCUUGGUCCACUGCUCUUGUGACUGCACUGACCCGGUGCCCGUUUCGGAAUACAAGUGCCUUCGAAAAGCAACGGGUUUCCCCAGCAGGGUGGCGCUGCAACCGCCAUGUCCGAGCUGGAGAAGAUCAAGAAGGGUCUGCUGAAGAGCGCCAACGGCGAUGGACCAGCGCUGUUCGAGGAUCCGGACUUCCCGGCCAGUCAAAACUCGGUCUUCUAUCAUCAGACUCCGCCUUUCAAGUUCACCUGGCUCAGGCCCAAGGAAAUUUGCUCUAGUCCGCAGUUUGUCUCCGAUGGCCCAUCGCAGUUCGACAUCACUCCUGGCAAAUUAGGCGACCGCUGGUUUGUGUCGUGUCUGGGAGUGCUCGCAACGUGCCGAGGCCUGUUCUACCGCGUGGUCCCGGCCGACCAGGGCUUUGGCGAGGCGGACGAAUACGUGGGACUGUUCCGCUUCCGGCUGUGGUGGUGCGGAGACUGGAAGGAAGUGAUCAUCGACGACCGGCUGCCCACCGUCAACGGGAAGCUCGUGUUCGUCCAGUCCGGUCACGGCUCGCUCUUCUGGGCUGCGCUGCUCGAGAAGGCGUACGCAAAACUGUAUGGAUCAUACGAAGCACUGAAGUACGGCUGCAGUCUGGACGGCUUGGCCGACUUAACGGGCGGCGUGACAGAGACGCUCAACAUUCGCGAGGACCCGAGCGGUUGUGCGCGAACGCUGGCAGGCUCACUGCUCGCUCGCACCACACUCGUCACAGCGGUCGUUCAGCAACAGCACACACAGGUGAGUACCGCGAAUACAUGCCAAAUGGCGAAUGGAAUCUGGCUCGGCACAAACUACAGGAUACUGUCCUUUCAGAAGGUGACCACAGCUGGAGGUGAACAGGUGCAGCUCGUGAAGCUGAGGAAUCCUUUCGGAGUAGGCGCCGACUACAUUGGCAGCUGGUCGUUAGACUCUCUGGAGUGGGACAAGGUUCCGCCGGAGGAGCAAGAAAGGCUCAACUACAAGAGCCCUGCGGAAGGAGAAUUCUGGAUGUCGUACCAGGACUUCAUGAAGACGUUCACCUCUCUCGAAGUGGUGCACCUGGACAGCGAGACUAGUCGCGACGAGCUCAGCCUACGCGACAAGACGCCCUGGCAAAUGAAGGUGUGGAAAGGACACUGGCAAAAGGGCGUCACUGCCGGAGGGUGCCGGAAUAACACCGACACCUUUCACAUCAAUCCUCAGUUCCAGUUGAUUCUGUCCGAGUCGGAAGAAGUAGUCAUCUCUUUAAGUCAAGAUGCAGUCAUUGAGCCUAAAGUCAUGGGCUUCACUAUUUACCAGACACCGAAGCCGCCUAACGAAGCCCUCGACAAAGCCUUCUUCAAGAAGAACAAGUCACUACUCAGUUCCCAGUACAGUAACUGCAAGCAGGUGUCUGUCAGGUGUGUCAUGGAGCAAGGGGGCUACGUUCUGCUCCCGAACUUCGAACUGGGCCAAGAAGCUUCUUUCACGCUGCGGGUAUUCUCGGGAAAACCGACGAAGCUAAAGCUCAUCGACAACCAGCCGAGCACGGUAAAGCCAGCGAUAAUGAAGGCGCCGCCUUCAUUCGACAGCAAGAUCAGUUCGUACGAGGCUGUUUUCCUACAAGUUGCGGACGAGCACUCCUCGGUCAACUGCUUCGAAUUGCAGGAGUUGCUGGAAGCCUGCCUCCCGAAUGACUAUGUCAAGAGCUGCGCAACACUGGAAGUUUGCCGGCAAGUCGUCAUGGCGCUGGAUACAACCGGUCUGGGAAGGCUUCGGUACCAGGAGUAUAAGAACUUCAUGUGUAGUCUCAAGUACUGGCAGAGCACCUUCAAGAAGCACACGCGUGGCACGGCUGGAAUUCUGAGGGCUGAGAAGCUUCGCGACGCCAUUGUGGAUGUAGGUUUUCAGCUCAAUACGGAGAUCCUCUCGAUGCUGAUGCUGAGGUACAUGAGGAAAGACGGCACGCUGAGGUUCGGAGACUUCGUCGCUUGCAUCCUUCACCUGUCCGUCGCCUUCGCAACGUUUGAGAAGAAAGAUCCUCUUCAGAAUGGCUUCAUCAAGAUGACGCUUGCCGAGUGGCUCAAGACGUCUUUGCAGUGCUGAGCAACGUCCGAACAAAAUACUUUGGAUAGCACCGCUUAAGGCUCAAGAGAUCCCAGAGAAGAAUGGCCGCCCGAUCUGUAUACGACUGGCCUUUGCUUUCGACUGUAGGCCGAGUAUCCAGGGGCAAAGAACUCUACAGUCCUCCGGGCCUGAAUUGUACCUCUGGACUAGAACUUUGGAUUACGGAGACCACAGUGCACGACAUACCACUAUUAGGUCAUGUGCCAUUGCACGAGGGAUGCACUCAAAGUUCUCAAAGUAAUACUUCACAGAUAUGCCGUUGACUUCAAGUGAUCAACAGUGGUCCAUGAAGGAAGAAGCCUAGAUCCAGGCGCGAAUCUGCAGGUUUCUCUAAAUGAGGAGGGAUGGGCGGGUGUCUGCCUUUGAGAUGGUGGAUUUGAUGACGAUUUCACAAAUACGCUUAUGACAAAUAAUAAUAACAACGAAUUCAUGUCCAAGUGGACGUUCUAACGAUACAGUAACAGCUUGGAACAAGGAGUUUGUCGUGUAACGUAUACUGGCGCUGUGCAGACGAACUUCAAGGAAGGUACGUGCGUGUGUGUGGGGUGGGGGGUGGGGGGUGAUUAAGAGGGGUGUAGUGAUAUUCAGGACAUGUCCUUUGGAUCCGUGCAUAUAGAAUCAAUGUUUCCGUGAAAAGAACUGCUCAAGGUAAGUUCUCAUGUCGAAACAUCGGUUCUCUGGACAUUUCCUCUUGAAUCAUUGAUAUUUUUCUUGAAUGAUGGAAAGAAGUGUUAAUUUCAAGGGCUCGUUUUCUUUGUUAUACACAAUAUUAAUGAGAACUAACAGACAAUAAUGCCAAGGAAAGUAUAGGGGAUGUUUUUUUUUUUUUUUUUUUUUUUUUUUUU